UCAACCGGAACACUUACUCAACUCCGUUGUUGUUUCCACAUCGGGAGGAUUUGAGAGGCGCGACCAGACGAACGGCCGCAUUUUCGAAAAGAUGGCAGCGCAGAUGGCGACAACAAAGGUUCCUGAGGUGCGUGACAUCACCAGGAUUGAGAGAAUUGGGGCGCACUCUCAUAUCCGAGGACUGGGGUUGGAUGAUGCUUUGGAGCCUCGACAGGUGUCUCAGGGAAUGGUUGGUCAGUUAGCAUCCCGUCGAGCCGCAGGCUUGAUUCUUGAGAUGAUUAAAGAGGGACACAUCGCAGGGCGAGCUGUUCUCAUCGCAGGACAGCCUGGGACUGGCAAAACAGCCAUUGCCAUGGGUAUUGCUCAGUCUCUUGGUCCAGACACUCCUUUCACUGCACUUGCUGGGAGUGAGAUCUACUCUCUAGAAAUGAGCAAAACUGAGGCACUGAGCCAGGCCUUCCGAAAAGCCAUCGGAGUUAGGAUCAAGGAGGAGACCGAGAUCAUCGAGGGAGAGGUUGUUGAAAUUCAAAUUGAUCGGCCAGCAACUGGAACUGGAUCCAAGGUGGGGAAAUUGACCCUGAAAACAACAGAGAUGGAGACUAUUUAUGAUCUGGGAAGCAAAAUGAUUGAGAGUUUGAGCAAAGAACGCGUGCAGGCAGGGGAUGUCAUCACAAUUGAUAAAGCCACAGGGAAGAUCAACAAACUGGGACGUUCCUUCACUAGAGCCAGAGACUAUGAUGCUAUGGGAGCACAGACUCAGUUUGUCCAGUGUCCUGAAGGAGAGUUACAGAAGCGCAAGGAAGUUGUCCACACUGUCUCCCUACACGAAAUUGAUGUCAUCAACAGUCGAACCCAGGGCUUCCUGGCUCUCUUCUCAGGUGACACAGGAGAGAUUAAGUCGGAAGUCCGAGAGCAGAUCAACGCUAAAGUGUCUGAGUGGAGGGAGGAGGGGAAAGCAGAGAUCAUUCCUGGGGUGCUCUUCAUUGAUGAGGUGCACAUGCUGGACAUGGAGUGUUUCUCCUUCCUGAACCGAGCUCUGGAGAGUGACCUCUCGCCCGUCCUCAUCAUGGCAACCAACCGAGGCAUCACCAGAAUUCGUGGGACAAACUACCAGAGCCCACAUGGGAUCCCACUAGAUUUGCUGGAUCGCUUGCUGAUCAUCGCUACUUCCCCCUACACUGAAAAGGAGACGCGCCAGAUCCUCAAAAUCCGGUGUGAAGAGGAGGACGUUGAGCUCAGCGAAGAGGCCCAUACUGUUCUCACCCGGAUCGGCCUGGAGACCUCCCUGCGCUACGCCAUCCAGCUCAUCAGCACUGCGGGGCUCGUGUGCCGCAAGCGCAGGGGCACAGAAGUGCAGGUUGAGGAUAUUAAACGCGUGUACUCUCUCUUUCUUGACGAGUCUCGUUCCUCUCAGUACAUGAAGGAAUACCAGGACUCUUUUCUUUUCAACGAGACAAAAGGAUCUCAAAUGGACACCUCCUAAUGAAGUGGACUAAAUGUAUAUAUAUUUUUUACCAAGCUUGCAGGAACUGAAACGUUUGCUUUUGACACCAUAUUGCAUUUUAAUUUUAUUUGAAAAUAAAUCCCUUUCCAUGUUCAAAACUGAUUGUCGAGAGGUCAGAUUAGAGGAAAAUAAAGAGUACUGCAUGUGUC
Lepisosteus oculatus (spotted gar) is the source of this 1653-nucleotide messenger RNA. RefSeq names its product RuvB-like AAA ATPase 2 (gene ruvbl2). Gene Ontology annotation, biological process: chromatin remodeling; regulation of transcription by RNA polymerase II; box C/D snoRNP assembly. NCBI's taxonomy places the organism in Eukaryota, Metazoa, Chordata, Actinopteri, Semionotiformes, Lepisosteidae. Gene Ontology annotation, cellular component: NuA4 histone acetyltransferase complex; Swr1 complex; R2TP complex. The record is from RefSeq and is a predicted model, not a curated record. Gene Ontology annotation, molecular function: ATP binding; DNA helicase activity; ATP hydrolysis activity.